AUGGACAUCAAAGUGGAGUCAAUAGAACAGGCAGCUGAAGAAUUGAUGUGGAUCAAUGAUUUUGCCAAACAGCAGAUAUAUUUGCAAAAAAAAUUUGCUAAUAAAUCAUCCAGCUGGCUUUUCAAAUCGGAUGAUUAUGAAGGCCUCUGCUUCAAUGAAACCGACCUCAAAGUUUGUAAAGAACCCGUGAAAGUGUCAAAGCAUUAUAUUGUCGAUUACGAUGCUAGCCACUUUCCAUAUGAGGAUAUCGUGCCAGAAGAUUCUGCCGAUGUCACUGCGGAAGAAAGAAUAACCACUGAUGGCAAAACUGAUGAAAAAUCGGCCAGUACCGAUAAAAAAUCUUUAGGCAUUAAACCCUGUCUUCUGAAGCCUUUAGUACUGAAAGCUUCAGUACUUGUAGAGGAAGGUUCUCAACAGAGUUUUGACCAGGAACGUAAGCGGUGUCUAGACAAAAACAUUCUCUUUGAAGAUCCACUUUUUCCAGCAAACAAUAACAGCCUAUUCCUUGAUCCAUCACUGCCUGCGAGCGUGAAGUCACCGUUUCAGCGGAGAUUCAAUAAUUGCGUUUGGCUUCGUCCUCAUGAAAUUGUUCAAAACCCUACAUUUUUUGUUGCCGGUCAAUCUCGUUUUGACGUUGUUCAAGGAGGGUUGGGUGACUGUUACUUAGCUGCAUCUGUCGCUACGUUAGCGAUGCAUAAAGAACUGUUUUAUCGGGUUGUACCGAUUAACCAGUCUUUCACCGACAAAUAUGCAGGAAUCUUUCACUUUCAAUUUUGGAAAUUUGGCCGCUGGGUUGAUGUGGUAAUUGAUGACCGGCUCCCGACGAAAGAUGGAAAACUUAUAUUUUUGAAAUCUGACGAACAAAAUGAAUUUUGGAGCGCUCUUUUGGAAAAAGCUUACGCAAAACUUUAUGGUUGUUAUGAAUGUUUAAUGGGCGGUUUGAUAUCAGAUGUUAUGGAAGACCUCACUGGUGGUGUCGUUGAGUGCUAUGAAAUUGGCAAAUAUCGAGAAUCGUUUGUUACAGCUUUACUAAUGACAAUGUUCUAUGAAGGUUCAAUGGUCAACUGUGGCACCGGGGUUCAACAUGCUACUAAAGGUUCUGUUCAACUUGUUCGACUUCGUAAUCCAUGGGGAUCAAAAAUGCAGUGGACAGGUGCCUGGGGUGAUGAAUCUGAAGAGUGGAAUUUUGUUAGUGAUAAGGAAAAGAAAAGACUGGAGAUGGUUGUCGCUGAAGAUGGCGAAUUUUGGAUGAGUAUGGAUGAUUUUUAUAACAAGUUCGACAGCAUUAAUGUAUGCACUCUGGCAAAUGAUAAUGUAAAUGAACUCUGUAAAAUAAUCGGAGGUGUAAGAACCGAUCGAAGUUGUAAAUGGUCUGCAAUUUCUACUUAUGGUCAUUGGGACAGUAAAUGUGGAAUGGAGGUAGAUGAUAUGACAGUUCCAAUUUCUAAUAAUCCGCAGUAUCUGUUACGUGUCGAACAAACUGAGGCUGAAAAAGGUCGCCGAACACCAGUGUUGGUUGAAGUCAUACAGAAACGACUUUACAGAAAACCUGUCAGCUCCUGUGUAAUAAUUGGCUUUUUUGUUAUCGACUGUACCGAUUUUCACGACGAACAACCUGUUGGUGACUCGGGCAAAAAGCGUAAGAUGCCGAGUGAAGUUCGGCUACCUGCUAAACCGCUGUUUAUGAAUUCUCGCCAAGUGACAUUGCUGAUUUUAAAAUCAUUACUAUUUGAUACAGCAACAGUACUCUCCUACGCACUUAACCCACCAGCCUCUGUCUGUAAUGGAGAGUGA
Molecule: messenger RNA, 1794 nt
Organism: Enterobius vermicularis (human pinworm)
Lineage: Eukaryota; Metazoa; Nematoda; Chromadorea; Rhabditida; Oxyuridae
Source: the annotation of a GenBank genome assembly